AUCUCCUCCUCCUCAUCCACCAUGGCCGCCGUCGUUCCUUCCACAAUUCCCACCUCCACGGUGGGGAACAAGGCCUUUAAUGACAAGGGCAAGCCCAUGGAAGUGCGCCUGUCUAACAUGGUCGCCGCCAAGGCUAUCAGCGAUGCAGUGCGGACGUCUUUGGGUCCGAGGGGUAUGGACAAGAUGAUCCAAACCUCCAAAGGAGAGUUGAUCAUCACUAACGAUGGUGCUACCAUCUUGAAAAGCAUUCAAGCCUUGCACCCUGCAGCGAAGAUGCUUGUCGAUCUCUCUGCUGCACAAGACGUCGAGGCGGGCGAUGGCACGACAUCAGUCGUUGUGCUUGCCGGAAGUCUCCUGGGUGCCGCAGAAAAGAUGCUGCAGAAAGGCAUGCACCCCACUGUCAUUGCGGAAUCGUUCCAAAAGGCGUCGGCGAAGGCCGUUGAGUAUCUCACCGAGAUCUCCACGCCAAUCAACCUCGAAGACAAAACCUCCCUCCUCCGUGCAGCGACGACAUCAUUGAACUCCAAGAUUGUGUCGCAAUACUCCUCUACCCUUGCUCCCAUCGCCGUCUCUGCAGUAACACGCCUUGCCACUUCCACCUCUUCAAAUGUCGAUCUUCGUGACAUCCGGGUUGUCAAGAAGGUUGGCGGCACGAUCGAGGAUACUGAACUGGUCGAUGGUGUGGUCCUCAACCAGAACGUUGUCACUACUGUGGGAGGUCCCACGCGGAUAGAGAAGGCGAAGAUCGGUCUCAUACAGUUCCAGCUGAGCGCCCCCAAGCCUGACAUGGAUAACACGGUUGUCAUCAACGACUACCGCCAAAUGGACAAGGUGAUCAAGGAGGGCCGACAAUACCUGCUCAACAUCUGCAAGAAGAUCAAGAAGGCGAACUGCAACGUGCUUCUCAUCCAGAAGUCCAUCCUCCGCGACGCCGUCGACGAUAUCUCGCUCACCUUCCUCAAGCGCCUCAACAUCCUCGUCGUGAAGGAUGUAGAGCGUGACGAGAUUGAGUUCCUUUCGAAGAGCAUGGGAUGCAAGCCUGUUGCGGAUAUCGAUGCGUUCACUGAGGACAAGCUUGGCUACGCGGACCUCGUGGAGGAGGUCAGCCAUGUUGGCGCGAAGGUGGUCCGGAUCACAGGCGUGAAGAACAGGGGGCGUACUGUCAGCAUUCUCGCGAUGGGCAGCAAUAGCCUCGUCCUCGAGGAAUGCGAACGCAGUCUGCACGACGCUUUGUGUGUCGUUCGCUGCCUCGUCAAGAAGAGGGCACUGAUCGCUGGUGGCGGCGCGCCUGAGAUCCACGUCUCACGGCUGCUUUCGCAAUAUGCAAAUUCGCUCAAGGGCAUGGAGGCAUACUGUUUCCAGGCAUACGCCGACGCGCUGGAGGUCAUCCCGACCACACUUGCCGAGAACGCUGGUCUCAACCCCAUCGCGAUCGUCACCGAGCUCCGGAACCGGCAUGCGCUUGGGGAACGGAACGCAGGCAUCAACGUUCGCAAGGGUCUCAUCUCCAACAUCUUGGAGGAGGACGUCGUGCAGCCCCUGCUCGUGUCGACCAGCGCCAUUGAGCUCUCGACCGAGACGGUUUGCUUGUUGCUCAAGAUCGAUGAUUACGUCCAGACACGAUAGAUAGCAGACUCAAAAUCAAGUGUACAGAUAUAUCGCAUAUUGCCAACUCAUGGGUCUAAUGCUGCUCUAUGCUCCGCGCUCUGCUUUCCGUUCCUGUAGAUCAAUCUGCCGACAUCUGCUCUUGUGACUACCUCAGAGUCGCCUUGAUGAUGUUCCGGAGCUGUUCAUCUUCACAGCGGAGCCACCACAGACAACUGUCGUCGUCGCUCUCCUUCAGACGUACGGCAGCGAGCCCCUCGUUGGAGGGAGGAGCGGCUAUCUCAGGGCAUAUUACAAUCUUCAGGUCGCCUUCGAAAGGAGGUCUGUCACGUUCUGUCACUUUCAAGCGACGUUGUAGUCCUUGCAGCCGCCGCAGUACAGCGUCCAUCGAAGACUCGCACCAUCCGCGGGAGGUGGACGACUCAAGGCUGCUCCAAGUGGCCUCGAAGUCGUGCUCCGCGAUGCUGAGCGUGCUCGCGAUCGAGAGGGCCGGCUCGGCCAUGAAAGGCGAGUCCAGCCCGAGGAGAUCUACAGACGAGGCCUCUUCGUCUAGGAUCUGCACUAU
Molecule: messenger RNA, 2170 nt
Organism: Trametes versicolor FP-101664 SS1
Lineage: Eukaryota; Fungi; Basidiomycota; Agaricomycetes; Polyporales; Polyporaceae
Product: t-complex protein 1
Exons: 11
Coding region: 22-1626 (534 amino acids)
Biological process (GO): protein folding
Cellular component (GO): chaperonin-containing T-complex
Molecular function (GO): ATP binding; ATP-dependent protein folding chaperone; ATP hydrolysis activity
Source: RefSeq, a predicted model, not a curated record